This is a messenger RNA of Manis javanica (Malayan pangolin), 1770 nucleotides long. RefSeq names its product transcription elongation factor, mitochondrial (gene TEFM). Gene Ontology annotation, molecular function: nucleic acid binding; DNA polymerase processivity factor activity. Gene Ontology annotation, biological process: mitochondrial transcription; transcription elongation by mitochondrial RNA polymerase. The record is from RefSeq and is a predicted model, not a curated record. Lineage: Eukaryota; Metazoa; Chordata; Mammalia; Pholidota; Manidae. Gene Ontology annotation, cellular component: mitochondrial nucleoid.
UGGGCUAAGCAUGCAGGAACCGGAAGUCAGUGGGGGAGGACUGGAUUGUGGGAACCUACUGACUGAACUUGGAAGAUGAAUGUUCCUAGUGUCCUUUUGGCAGGAGGGAGGUGGAGAUAUUUUCAAGUUCCAUUAGGGUCAUUCCAGGCCCUACAUAAUUCCUGCUAUCGGAAAAAAUCCACUGCACCUAAGGAAAUUAUUCCCAAUGUUGCUUUUGGUGAUGAAAAUACAAAGGAGUCUGGAAAUGCACUUGACAAGCUCUUCUCUUCAGAACAGCAGGCUACCAUCCUGCAUGUGUUGAAUACAGCAUCUAAUAAAGAACUUGACGCUUUCAGAUUGCUUCGCGGAAGACAGUCCAUCAGUAUUAUAGAGCACAGAGAAAAGUUUGGGCCAUUUCAGAAUUUGGAGAGUUUAAUAAAUGUGCCCUUGUUCCAGUAUAAAUCUGCUAUUCAAGUUUGUAACGCCAUUCUUUGUCCAGAGACUGAAGGGAAAAAAAAGUUACAGGACAACCGGGUCCUGAGAAAGCUCAUCAAACCAGAAAUAGAAAGAGAGAGACUUAAGGCACUUAAUAGUAUUGUAUCCAUUGUUUUUGGUACUCGAAGAGUUGCCUGGGCUCACGUUGAUCAUAAACUGGCAGUGCUGGACUGGCAGCAAAAUGAAUGUUGUCAAUUGAUGAAAGGAACAUACACAUCAUCUGUCUAUUUAAAAGAGAUUUCUUCAGUCAUUUCAAAGAUACCUAAAGCCGACUUCUAUGUUCUGGAAAAAAUAGGACUUUCAGUUCAGAACUCAUCUCUGUUUCCUGUAGUGUUACAUUUUCAUAUCAUGGAAGCCAUGUUCUAUGCCUUACUAAAUAAAACUUUUGCCCAGGAUGGCCAGCAUCAUGUGCUGAGCAUGAAAAGAAAUGCAGUGGGGAGGCACUUUGAACUGAUGAUUAGUGACACACGAACUAGUGGGAAAGAAAUAGUGAAGCGGCUCCUUGCAGAGUCUGUAUUGAAGGAAGAGCCCCGGAUAUUCUUCCCAUCAGAUAAGAUAGUCCGCUACAGACAAACGUUUGCGUCUACUGAAAAAUACAGAGCAGAAGAGUUAUAUGAUUCAUUAUUACAAGCUAUUGCCUUCUAUGAAUUAGUUUUUGACAGUGAACCUUAAAAUUUUGAGGUUAAUAUAUGUUCUAAUGUUACAUUAAUUUAUUUGCUCAAGUUGUAAAACCAUCUGCUUUGAACAUGUUAAUGGAGAAAACAUGUUUAAAUGUAGUUAGAUGUUUACCAUGUAUACUAAAUAAAUACCAUAUAUACUAAAGGAUUUAUAUUACUAUAUUGUUAAAAUAGAGAAAAAUAAUUUUUCUUGGUGGUGCUCAUUGUAGCAAUAAAGCUAAAUAUAAUAGAUAACACAACUUGUAGAAUCCUCUUCUUUUUCUGUUAAGUAGAAUGUGGUUUUAAGCACUGCCUUCAAAAGGCAGUUUCCAUCAUCUCAAUUUAUCAAGCCCAGAAUAAACAAGCUUUGUCUAAUAGGCUCAUUUUUUUUUGUUGAAAUAUUUUACUUGGUAGCCAUCUUUUGAGAAAAGUAGCACUUAGUUUUCCCCCCACAUCUCCCCAUUUUCCAUUAUAUUUGCCUUAAUUCAGGCCCUCAUUUUAUCUCACCUAUACUGAACCUAAGUCUCUGAUAUCAAAGCAUUAAGUCCUUUCUAUAAAAGUGAAAUAUACUUCUUGGGAAAAAAAUUCAAAUAAUCAGAAAUACAUAAAAUAAGUGGAGGCCCUCCCUUCCAGCACCUCC